AUGAGAGAGGGGCUGAGAUCGCGGACGCGGUUGGGGACGGUUUCUGGUGGCGAAGGAGUUGUUCACAAGAAAAAGGUUGUUGUGAAGAGCGAAGCUGUUGAUUUGGAUGGUGAGCGUUUGGAGGUGCAGAACUCAAAGAUUGAGAAGAAGGAUGAAGUCGAACGUGAUGUGAAAGAAGAAUGUGGCUUUGAUUUGAACUUGAGUGCGAGUGGAGAUGUUGACUUGGAUGAGAAUGGGAGUAGUAGGAGUUGUUUUAGUGGUGGAGGUAGUAUUGUAGUUGCUGAGGUAGAUAGGAAAGCAAAGAAGGAACAAGGUUCAAAUAAUGAAGUACUGGUUGGGGGUAGAGUGUUGCGCUCAAGGUCUAACGGGGGGAAGGAUAGAAGAGUGUAUUAUGGAGAGAAUGAGGAUGUUGUUUCUGAGAAUGAUAGAGAAUGUAGUGGGAGUGAGAGUAUGAAAGUUAAGAAGGAAUGUGAAGAAGCUGAUGGGUUUUUGGCUGACAGUUGUGAGAAUGAAAAGGCUAAGGUGAAGAAGGCAGGGAAUGACAGGGGGGAUUUGAAACGGAAGCGCGGGAGGCCUCCCAGAAUAGAUGUGAAAGUGGAAGAUCAACCAGGUGAUCAGUCUCCCAAUAUAGAUUUGAAAGUAGAAGUUAAAUCAGUUGAUCAGUUGCCACGUAAGCGUGGGAGACCCCCUUCGGCUGGCAAAAAAAACCAUGUGGUGGUGCAGAAUAUAAAAGGGAAGGCUGGCCUUAGAAAAAAUAAAGAAGGUUUAACUAUGAAACAUGGUGCAAAUGUGAAUGCAGUUGAUGAUGCCAAUUCAAGGAAGUCUGCUGGGGAUGAGUUAGAAAAGAAGGAAAUCUCUCUUGUCAAGAGCACAAAAUUUAGUAAGGCUUCGGAAACUGGCAACGAAGUGGUGGCCUCGCCAUUAAGAUCAAAUAACGAUAAUGCACUUGUCUCUGAGAAAAGUGGAAAGAAUAAAGUAAAGCAGUUAGUGAGGGAUCAAAUAAAGGAAAUUCUCUCUGCUGCAGGCUGGACUGUUGACUAUAGACCUAGGAAUGGUAGAGAAUACCAUGAUGCAGUGUAUGUUAGUCUGGACGGACAUACACAUUGGUCAAUCACCUUGGCCUACAAGAGGCUUAAAGAGUAUUAUGAAGCUGGUAAUGGUGAAGGUACGGCUUAUAAACCAGGCUUCAAAUUUACACCAAUACCAGCAGAGGAUUUCAAAAUCCUAACUAAGGUAAUUAACAAGCAAAGUAAUAGGAAAGAUAAAUUGGUAAAAAAAGGGGUAAAGGGUGGAAAGAAAGUUGAUGGAGUCAAUGGUAGUAAGAACAGAGAAAAGUCAGGUGCAGCUGUGGGUAAGUCAAUCAAGAGGAAAAUGAAAAGGAAAUGGUCACUUGUAGAAACAGAUGCUACAUCACCUAACAGGAUGCCUGUUCUUGUGAGGGAUCAUAAGCGACGCAAAACGCAUAACAAGCACCGAUAUGCUCCAUUAGUUCGUAAUGCUGAGGAGAUAGAUUCAGAAACGGAGGGAUAUGUACUGUACAGUGGAAAAAGAACUUUGCUUGCCUGGAUGAUUGAUUUGGGCACAGUCCUUCUAAAUGGGCAGGUUCAUUAUAAGCCACCUGAAGGUAAAAGUGCAAUACUGGAUGGUAAGAUCACAGGAGAUGGCAUUCAGUGUGGCUGCUGUAAUAAAAUCAUUACAAUUUCAGAAUUUGAAGUUCAUGCCGGAAGCAAAUUUGCUGAUCCACUGCAAAAUAUAUAUGUGGAGGAAGGAAUGUCCCUUUUACAAUGCUUGCUAGAUUCGUGGAAUAAACAAGAUGAAUCUGAACGCAAUGGUUUUCAUUUUGUGGAUGUUGCGGGUGAAGAUCCAAAUGAUGAUACUUGCGGGAUCUGUGGAGAUGGUGGAGACCUGAUAUGUUGUGAUGGUUGCCCAUCAACAUUCCAUCAGGACUGUUUGGAUAUAAAAGAUGCUGAUGAUGAACUUCCUAUGUCAAAAUUACUCACUUGCCGACUAUGUGAGCAAAAAUAUCACAGAUCCUUUAUUGAGACAAAUGAUUCCAAUACUAUUGACACCAGUGAUGUGUUAUUUUGCGGAAACAAAUGUCAAGAGUUAUCUGAGAGACUUGAAAUGCUCCUUGGGGUUAAACAUGAAAUUGAAGAUGGAUAUUCUUGGACUUUUAUACGACGGUCAGAUGUUGGCUUUGAUGUUUCUAUGACAAAACCUCAGACGAUUGAAUGUAAUUCUAAGUUGGCUGUUGCAUUAUCAAUAAUGGAUGAGUGCUUCAUGCCAUAUAUUGAUCAUAGAAGUGGGGUCAAUCUGAUCCACAGUAUUCUGUAUAAUCGUGGGUCAAAUUUCAAUCGUCUGAGCUAUAGUGGAUUUGUUACUGCAGUUCUAGAGAGAGGUGAUGAGAUAAUUGCUGCUGCAUCUAUCAGGAUCCAUGGGAAUAAACUAGCAGAGAUGCCAUUUAUUGGUACCCGCUAUAUGUACAGACGGCAAGGAAUGUGCCGCCGGCUUCUAAAGGCCAUUGAAUUGGGACUUGGCUCUUUAAAUGUUGAGUUAUUGGUCAUACCAGCUAUCUCAGAACUCAGAGAAACUUGGACUUCUGUUUUUGGGUUUGAGCCACUUGAAUCAACAAGCAAGCAAUUAAUACAUAAUAUGAAUUUGUUGGUAUUUCCUCAUGUAGAUAUGUUACAGAAGAAGAUAUCAAAACGUGAAUUGGCUGAUCAAAAUCCGAUUCCUUCAGAAGCUGUCAAUCUUCAAAGCAAUCAAAUAGCAAAUAAUGGCAAUGAAGCUGGCUCAUCUGGGUGUGAUCCUCCCCGCUCUAAUGCAUGCCAGAUAAAGGAUGAAACCGUAUCCACUGAAUCUGAUUGUCAUAUUCCUAAGGGUUCAUUGAAUAAUGUACCUGACAUUGCUAGCAACAUUGACGAUGAUAGGCAAUCUUCAAAAGAUGACACAUGUCAAGUUGUAUGUCAGACAGUUGACGAAAAUCCGGUCAUGGAAGAUACUUGUUGCCUAGCUGGAGAUAGUCAGUUGAACAAUUGCACCGUUCCUUGUGAGGAAAGACGAUGUCCCACAUCUUGUAUUAGCAUUGAGGCUACAAAAGGGCACUGUGUUUCUUUGGAGGUUACUGAAAACUUCCCUAAUUUGGUCGAAGUAGCAAAUGAAGUUAUGUCAAAUAACAAUAGUGCUGAUGACUCACAAACUGCGUUUGGUACAAGAGGUUCGAAAGAUUCUGCUGACUCUAUUCACCAGGAUUCAUAUAUAUUUUCUGACAGUUGUGGACUAAGAAGAAACAAUGAUUGUGGUCAACCGAACUUUAUUGGAACAAAAGAAGUACAUGGUGUUAGUGUUUCUGGUUGUAAUUCUAGACCCAAUGGUGAUUGUGCCUCUGGUGAUGGUGCUUCCGCAACUAACGUCUUAUUGCACCUUGCAUCUGAGGACAUCGCCAAUAACAAGCCUUGGUUGAAAGGGUCUUCUGAGCUACCUGAGCCUGAUUUGCAGGUUGAUCAAACUGAACGGAACACUGGUCCCUCCCAGUGGAGCCCUAACACUGCUUCUGGUGCGGCUCUUAAUUGUGCAACUACUGGAAGUGCUUCGCGUGGUAGUACUGAGGGAAUAGUUUUGUCAAACCAAGCCAGUUGA
Sphenostylis stenocarpa is the source of this 3639-nucleotide messenger RNA. Lineage: Eukaryota; Viridiplantae; Streptophyta; Magnoliopsida; Fabales; Fabaceae. The record is from the annotation of a GenBank genome assembly.